This is a messenger RNA of Gongylonema pulchrum, 354 nucleotides long. NCBI's taxonomy places the organism in Eukaryota, Metazoa, Nematoda, Chromadorea, Rhabditida, Gongylonematidae. The record is from the annotation of a GenBank genome assembly.
AGAACUGUGCAAAAAACGCAUCUUUGCACUGGCAGUCGGUGCGCUGGCCAUUUAUUUGGAAAUAACAUUCAUCUUUUUCAGCGUUUCAUGAAAUGUUGUUCACCACAUGCUCUCUGUGCCAUUUUUCGUCGUCUUGUUACCGAUUAUCGUAACUGCCGGAGCGGUUUUCCAGACUUAACAAUUUGGAAUGAUGAAACGAACCAACUUGCAGUUGUUGAAGUAAAAGGACCCGGUGACAAACUCUCAGCAAAGCAGCGUUUGUGGCUUAAUUUCUUUGAAAGUUUAAAUAUAACUGCGCAUGUUUGUUUUGUAGCCGGUAAGUGGUUGUUUAUGGAGACAUAUUUCUCACGAUAA